AUGGCAGUGAAGUGGUCCAAGGGGAAAGUCAGAGACAAGUUGAACAACCUGGUCUUGUUUGACAAAGCCACUUACGAUAAACUCUGCAAAGAAGUGCCCAACUACAAGCUCAUCACGCCCGCUGUGGUCUCGGAGAGGCUGAAGAUUCGAGGCUCUCUGGCAAGGGCUGCCCUCCAGGAGCUGCUCAGCAAAGGUUUGAUCAAACUUGUCUCCAAGCAUCGAGCACAAGUGAUUUACACCAGAAACACGAAGGGAGGAGAUGCGCCUGCUGGAGGAGAAGAUGCAUAAAGGCUUCUUCAGUGACCUCUGCAAAGAUCUUUCUUCUGUAAAAUGUAUACAAUAAAGUGAAUGGAUUCAG
Molecule: messenger RNA, 358 nt
Organism: Alligator sinensis (Chinese alligator)
Lineage: Eukaryota; Metazoa; Chordata; Crocodylia; Alligatoridae
Gene: RPS25
Product: ribosomal protein S25
Exons: 4
Coding region: 1-288 (95 amino acids)
Cellular component (GO): cytosolic small ribosomal subunit
Molecular function (GO): structural constituent of ribosome
Source: RefSeq, a predicted model, not a curated record